Chroicocephalus ridibundus (black-headed gull) is the source of this 6157-nucleotide messenger RNA. RefSeq names its product diacylglycerol kinase epsilon (gene DGKE). The record is from RefSeq and is a predicted model, not a curated record. The transcript is spliced from 11 exons. Lineage: Eukaryota; Metazoa; Chordata; Aves; Charadriiformes; Laridae. Bases 579 to 2288 code for a protein of 569 amino acids. Gene Ontology annotation, molecular function: ATP-dependent diacylglycerol kinase activity.
CCUCCGCCGCUUCCGCUUCCGCCGCCCCGCGCAUCCCCGCCGCCCCUCGGCCCGGCGCAGGCGGCACUCGCCGCCAGGAGCCCGCGCCGCGCGGGGGGAAGCGGGCGCGGGGUGAGGGCGGGCGGCGGCCCCCAGAGCGGGGAGGCGGCUGAGGGGAGCCGGCGUGAGGGGACGGGGCCGGUCCGCCCCGUGUUCCCCCCCAUCCUCGCCGCAGAGAGGCCUGAGUGGGAGCGGGGCGCCGGCGGGCAGCCGGAGCCGUGUGGCGAGUCCAGCCUGGUGCCUGCGGGGAGCGGGCGAGAGAAGGGCCGGGCCGGGCCGGGAGGAGGCCGGGCGGCGCCGGCCUUGCGCUAGGCCCGGGCAGGCAGCGAAGGAGCCCCUCUCACCCGGCGCUGAGACCCUUCUGCUGGUGGGUAGGUCAGGUGUGGGGGGAAAUAGGUGCUUAGCCCUAAUAAGGGAUUAAAAGAUGCUUCAUGAAGCUGCGCAUUGGCUUCUUGAACUAAGGGACCGUUCCCAGUCCAGCCCUGCUGUCUGCCCGGCUGGUGCGAGGGGUUAGCCUGGUGGGAGUGAGCUGCUGAGGAAUGGAAGGGACAGAGAGCAACGGCAGCACGGCCUCCUCGGUCGUGGCAGACUGGAGCUUGGUGUUUUGGACUCUGUGCGCCGUGAUCCUGCCGGUGCUGAUCACCUUGUGGUGCAGUUUCCAGCGGUCGCGGCGGCAGGUGCUAAUACGAGACAUCUUUCGCAAGAGCAAGCAUGACUGGCACUACACAGACCUCUUCGGCCAGCCCUCCUACUGCUGCGUCUGUGCUCAGCACAUCCUUCAGGGUGCUUUCUGCAACUGCUGCGGGCUGCGUGUCAGCGAAGGAUGCCUCAAGAAGGCCGACCAGCUUUUUCUCUGCAAGGAAAUUAUGAUGAGGAGCAAUGGCGGAGCCCACAGCUCUAUGCCACACCACUGGAUCAGGGGCAAUGUCCCCCUCUGCAGCUGCUGUAUGAUAUGCAAACAACAGUGCGGCACACAGCCCAAGCUCUGCGACUACAGAUGUGUGUGGUGUCAGUACACUGUACAUGAUGAAUGCAUGAUGGAUUGUUUAAAGACUGAGGAGUGUACAUUUGGAGAAUUCAGAGACUUAAUUAUUCCACCAUACUAUUUGUCUACAAUCAACCAGAUGCGUAAAGAUAAAAGAACCAAUUAUGAAAAGGUAGUACCUUACUGCAGAAAACACUGGAUGCCAGUAAUCAUACUGGCUAAUACUCGUAGUGGAAACAACAUGGGUGAAACUUUACUAGGAGAAUUUAAAAUUCUGCUGAACCCCGUUCAGGUUUUUGAUCUAAGCAAAAUUGCACCUGCUAAAGCACUCCAGCUUUGUACCUUGCUGCCUUGCAACGCUGUCAGGGUCCUUGUCUGUGGUGGGGACGGCACAGUAGGCUGGGUGCUGGAUGCGAUUGAUGAAAUGAAGAUAAAGGGGCAAGAACGUUAUAUUCCCCAAGUUGCAAUUUUACCUCUGGGAACAGGUAAUGACCUGUCUAAUACACUGGGCUGGGGUGCAGGUUAUGCUGGAGAAGUCCCUGUAGAACAAAUCUUACAAAACGUCAUGGAGGCAGAUGGAAUCAAACUAGACAGAUGGAAGGUUCAAGUAACAAACAAAGGAUACUACAACUUAAGGAAACCAAAGGUAUUCACAAUGAACAACUACUUUUCUAUAGGACCUGAUGCUCUCAUGGCUUUAAAUUUUCAUGCUCAUCGUGAGAAGACUCCCUCUCUGUUUUCCAGCAGAAUUAUUAAUAAGGCUGUUUAUUUUUUUUAUGGAACCAAAGACUGCUUAGUACAAGAAUGUAAAGAUCUUAACAAAAAGGUUGAGCUAGAGUUGGAUGGUGAGAGAAUAGAGUUGCCCAAUUUGGAAGGCAUCAUCGUCCUGAAUAUUGGAUACUGGGGAGGUGGCUGCAGGCUCUGGGAAGGAAUGGGUGAUGAACCUUACCCCUUGGCGAGACAUGAUGAUGGACUUCUGGAAGUUGUUGGCGUUCAUGGUUCUUUCCACUGUGCCCAGAUUCAGGUGAAACUCGCAAAUCCUGUUCGCCUAGGGCAGGCACAUACAGUGAGGCUGAUCUUGAAGAGUUCAAAGAUGCCGAUGCAGGUGGAUGGAGAGCCGUGGGCUCAGGGGCCCUGCACUGUUACCAUAACUCAUAAGACACAUGCACUGAUGCUGUAUCACUCGGGUGAACAAACAGAUGACGACGCUUCCAGCAUGUCUGAGCAAGACCACGUGAGAGAACAGACAGAUGAAGAUGUAUAGAUUUUGCAGAAUUUAAUAUAAUACAGUGAUGAACUUCAGCUCUUUAAAAACACUGAGAAUGCCUAAUCUAGCCGUAAGGUUCAUACCUGUGAAUGAACUAGAGCUGAGGAAAAAGCCAUGCUUUUACAUUCAUUAAAAUGUUCACAGCUGAAUUACCACAACUGUUUUGCCUUUUAGAUUGGUGGUGAUGCCCAGCCUUUCUAGCUGGAGUGAGUUACUCUGGUGGCAGGAGAGAGACAGGUAUGGCAGCCCUUCCUUGCCAUGGAAUCAGAUCUUCUGCACAUACACAAUAUAGCAUGCAAAAUGUUUGAUACCCUUAGAAAGGGGAACAGCUGGAAGUUUGGCCUGCUUCCUCCAUCUGCCCACUUCUCCAGAACAGUUUCCAGAGCAGAAAACCAGACCAAGUAGGAUGUGGGCUGAUUUUCCAACAACAGCCUGCUCCUGGCUGCCAUCUCUUUUUGGGAGCAAGACAAACGCUUCUCUGUGCGCCUGCUGGUGCAGUGCAGGUGUAGUAGGCUUGGCUGGGAGAGUGCAGGAUCUGGGAGCUCUUGGGAAGAUGGUUAGCAAGAAAAGAUGCUUUUGGACCAAAGGUUUCUGGAAAUGUUCUGUUAGUGAAUGACCUUUUCCAGUGGCUUUGUAAGUCAUAGUAGAGUACUCCUGAGGUCCCGAGUACCUAAGCUACAACUUCCAAAUAAUUGUACCAUGACUUGCACUGAACGAUCCUGUGACUGACUACUUCAGUGAGAGGCUAAUUCUAGUUUUUGUAAAUAGUAACAUCAUAGUUCUUGAGGAGGCUUUUUGGAGGAAAACUUGGACAAAGGAGCUGUCUUUUUUUAGCUGUUUAGAGGAGGGUUUUAAAGAAAUAAUGAUGAGUGGCAAAUACAGUUUGUUUGGUUUUUUUAAAGUCUUGUUAAAGAUCUUGCUUCGUAAUUACCUGAAAAUGAUCAAUACUAAGUCAGUCUGUUAACUGUUUCAAUUUUAACUGUGGAGGUUGAGAGCUAAGUUUGCAAAGGUUAACAAGUUCUGGCCUUCAUGUGUAUAAUUUAAUCGUGACAAAAAGCAUGGAAGCAUUUGUUUUCUGACUGGCUCUUAGGGGGUCAGAGGUACCUUGUUUGACUUGAAACUUCAUUUCCCAUCUGAAUAUAGGGCGAGAAAAAGAUUGGUGGUCUGUACUGAUAGUAAAAGUUAGGAGCAUGUACAACAGUACACAGAAACUCUCAGUUUGGUAUAUCUGAAGCUUCUCAGGUUAAAAGCUUCUCAGGUGAAAACAGCUCCAUGGUUAAAAAUCUGCUUCGUUUUUUUUCUCUUCUGUUGUAGGUAUUUUAAGCUUGCAGCAGGUGAGAGCUAUGAGUUGAGGUUUAAAAUUUGUCACUCAGUAAUUCAGUUAAGUCCAGUUGAGUCAUGAAGGUGAUCUUCCAAGUGGGAAGAGAAUUUAUGCUGACUGUCUACUGUGUAAGCCAAGAUCAUAAGAGAAGUUGAGAGCUUUGGUCUGAACUUUGAGUGUUGCUGCUUUUGUCAGAACUCCCCCAAUCUUUGUUGGGUUUUUUUCCUCCUUUUUUCUUUGUGGUAACUGAAAGUGAGGGGUGAAGUAGGGUAUGUUUCUAGGUUUUGUAAAAUUAAACUGUUUUUCAACAAUCUAUAAAAUGAAAUUUGCAUUGACGGUGAUAAGAACUCUUUAUAUUUUAAAAUAAUUUAUUGAAACCUUGUCAAAGUCAGUAUUUUUAAAUCUUUUAAUUGUAAUCCUCUUUGGAGAGCAUUUUUAACUUGAUGGUAUUCGUUGUAGAAAAUGUAUGUACUAGAUCUUCAAUACUACUGAUUUUCAGUGAAUUUAUAGCUGUCUGAAAAUGUGAUUAGAGCGUAAUGAACUGUAAAGCAGAAGCCAUUUGUAAAUUCCAUAUUCAUUAGCCUUAUACCCCAGGGAAGGGGGGCUGGAACUAGGUGAUCUUUAAGGUCCCUUCCAUCCCAAGCCAUUCUAUGAUUAUACGCCUCAUCUUAAUUAUUUUAUUGUAUGUAAAUAUAGAGAACAAAUUGAUAAUUAAAUCUAUGUAAAAAGUGUUUAAAAUACACAAAAGUAUACUUAGAUAAAUCCACUACCUUUUUUUUUUUUUCAGUUCUGAGGUUCAAUUUGUAUUAGCUUCAAAAAUCUUACUAGUUAAGUUACUAAUAUUUUUUUUUUUUUUAGUAACUUGUAACCAUCAGCAUCCUAAAAAUAGUUAAGUUCCAUGCUAUGGUUCUUAAGUAACUAUUGUUUACAAAUAAAUGACAAGUCUCUGAAAAAGCAGGGUAUGUGCUAUGAAAGGCGGUAUUUUCUCAAGAGAAAUGAUGCCACUGGCUACUUAAUCUAAACUAUUCAUAAUACAGUUUAAAGAGUUACCUGAAGUUGAUCAGAUGAUUAUUCAAAUUCUUUUAUAGCCUAAGAAACUUUCUGUUCAAAACUUCACUCCUUGAACUCCUGACAUCUAGAAAAAAAAUAAUUGAUGCCGAGACUUUGAAAGCCUCCCUUUUUCACAGUAGGUGAGUUGGCUUCUCCGCCCGGGCUUUGCCUGGCUGGGUACCAGUGAUGGUGUAUAUGUUUGUGCAGGCAGGAUCCUCCCACUUACUGCGGCUUGCUGGGAGUCUAGUUCUAAAUGUGUGAAAUCCUCUUUGGGAAAUGUAAAUCCAUCAUUCCUUUGGGAGAAACAAGGAGUGUGAGAAGUGAAAGUAGCAUCUAAUCGGUCGCUUGUUUUGGAAAACCCCUGGUAAAUGGUCUUGUUUAUAUUGGAUGGAUCAUCCCCUUCUUGCAUGUGGAAGUGAAGAAGUUUGUGUUUCAUAAAUUGACUGUUAGUGAUGCAGCAAGUGAUAGGUAGCAAACGUAGCCAUUGUAAGCAUGGGGAAGCCUCUUGUAAAAUUGUAUUUAUGGUAUGGAGAACACUCUGUAUUAUUUAUGGUAUGAAGAACAUUCUGUAGGGUUGAAGUGUCCACUUCCCAAUCAGACCUGGGGUCAUCCUUCUGUUGUAACGAUACGUAGCUGUCAUCUGCAUGACAACAAAAAGUUGUUUUUAAACAUACAGUGUUAGCACUAGAAUUCGUUGGGAAGUCUUGCUGUUUCCAACAUGCUGUCCUUUGAUUUCAAUGUAUCCGCCUUUCCAGUAUGUUGCAAAUUGGGUUAAAACCUGUUUUGAGUUACUUUGAUCAAACUGUUUUAAGUUUUAGUCUAACCGCAGACAGUAAAUGUCAGCAGUGGGCUCCCAAAUUCUAAUGCUAGCGUAAAUGAACUUUUCUAAUUUGUAAUAUAGCUGUAGCUGCUGAAUGUUGUCGUGUGUGUGCUGUGUAAAACUGUUAUGUGCUUUUUUUUUUAUGUUUUGGGUGCAUAAAGCACCAGUACAAAUACCUACUCUGUAGCGCUUGUGAAAAGCUUGGGAACCUGCAAAUACUGCAGUACACGCUCUGUCCAGAAGAGGGUGCUCUGCAGCUGGCGCUCCUGUCCCGCGCUGCGGAAUUGUCCCUUACCCUGCUAAUGAUGAGCGUGGGAAAAAGAGGGAAAGCGAUGUUUCAAAAAGACAGAUAAGGAAUAGUUUCUUCUGGCAGUCUUCAUGCAGUAUACCUUUGUGUAAAAUGUACAGGGUGAAUAAUAACAUCAAUUGUCAAGCACUCAAAAGUGAAUUCACAGAGUUUAUUUUUAAUUUUGUUGCAGCAUGCGCUGGCUUAACUGCAGUUGUCAGAUUCCAAUAACUUUCUUUGCUGUAGGUUCUCAAUCCUGUGACAUGCAAUACGAAAAACUUAAACUCGUCUGGAGAGCCUUUCUGUGAGUCGGCUUCCUGCCUUGCUCAAACCACCCUUGUUUACACGCACGUUGAGAGGAUGGGAAUGUGUAUUUUCAUGUGCAUAGA